AUGGCGCAUCUAAUCGCCUUCGAUCAUUUAAUCCCAUUCGAAAUGGAUCUGCAUAACGAGGAGAAUCCUGACUACGAGGAGAAACGUCUUCGAGCCUUCUCGACGUUUUAUCACUUUGGUGCAAAGCUCUACGAAUGCCUCCGCACUGUCGCUGUCCUAAUGGAAGAAGAUGGAGAUUCCAUGCCGGUCGCCGAAGUUCUAAGACACCUCGGCCACGAACACCUCCUCUCCGCUGAUAUUCAGUACCCACCGGUCGCUCAUAUUAUCGAUGUAAUCGAAGAACGGUGUCUCGACGAUACUCAAGUCCUUUUCAAAAUCUCUGAUCUACUCGAAGAUCAUAAACUCGAGAAGCCCGAAGAUUUCCUUCCCUACUCACCCGACCCUCAGAAGAUCCCGGUUGAUGUGGCCGCUGAUACGGUCACAGCAGUGGCGUCCAUGUGUUAUCAUUUUCUUGCUACCUCGUUCUCCGAAGAGGUUAUGAGAAUGUCAUCGCCCGAAACAGCCCGCGACCCCAUACCUUUAGAAAGUGAGUGUCUAAAACUAGCCAUUAGGACGGGUUCAAAGAAGACAGAAACCAUAAAAAUUUCAGACGCGGAACCCGAAUCCAAGCCUAAUUACCGACACAAACCGCCUGUUGUAUCGUUAGAACUGCAACAAAACGCAAUGCUCCUGCUUGCCACGAGGCUCGGCAUCGAACAAUUUCUGAUACUCUCCAAAGAAUGCGGAAAACUGCAAUUCGAAGGAAACCAUCUCUCGAGAAUCACCCCAUUGAUGGAAGCGGCGGCCAGCUCAUCCGAAAUGAUCGUCGAACUCCUUUUAGACUAUGGCAUGGAUCCGAACGCUCAAUCAGUUCCCAACUGUAACACAGCUUUGAUCUAUGCGGCGGCUACCGACGAUCGAGAUAUGGUCGAGGUGAUAUUGGAGCAUGAAGGACCGCACAAAGUGGAUGUCUAUUUGAUAAACAAUUAUUAUCGUGACGCCAUCAUGGAAGCUGCUAUUGGAGAAAGUCUGGAUACGUUGAGUCUGUUUUUGGAGAUGGGUUACGAACCGAAGACGCUGAAAGAAGCUGACGAAACGAAGAAUGACAAUUCCCCUCUGAUCUUUGCUGCUAUGAAAGGCUUCCUGGACAUCGCGACUGUGAUUCUGGAUUACCAGGAUAAGAAUCAACAGAAAACCGAAGAGCAAACACGAGAGAUCGCCGAAGAGCGAUACUGUGCGCUUAUGGAAGCGGCCAUGGAAGGUCAAAUCGCCGCAUGCAAACUCUUAAUUUUGCGAGGAACCCCAACCGAAGGAUUCAAGUCCAAUUUGCCAAGUCCAAUGAUGCUCGCAUGUGCUGGUGGAUUUCCGGAGCUUGUCGAGAUUCUUCUCGCCGCUGGAGCCCGUAUUGAUGAGACUGGUCCACAUAAAAAUACGUGUCUCAUAGAAGCGUGCGAUGGUGUGAGUGGAGAUCAAGUCAGUGUAGUUCGGAUGUUACUUAAUAGGCAUGCUGAUGUGAAUGCGAUGAAUCCAGAGUCUGGAGAUACGCCGAUGUCGUUGGCUGCGAGACAUGGAAAUAUUGCCAUCAUGAAAAUGUUGUAUGAAAAAGGCGCAGAUCUGACUACGGGAAAGAUCACUCCGAUUGUUGAAGCUUCCAUCGAAACACAUUUAGAAUGUGUUCAAUUCAUUCUGGCUCACUGCAAAACUAUCCCUCAGGAGCAGUUGAGUCGAGCAUUGUUUGCUGCAGCGGAAGGUGGAUGUCUGAAAAUUGUGGAAGAGUUGGUUCGAGCCGGUGCCGAUUUGAAUUUCGAGCAAGACGAACGGACGGCGAUAAUGAAAGCGGCGAGAUUCAAUCACUUUGAUAUAGUACAGUAUUUGGUCUACAAGGGAGCUUCGGUGAAUUUCAAAUCCGCGAAAAACGACGCGACAGCUCUGUCUCUAGCUUGCACCUACGGAAAUAUGGAUAUUGCACAGUUUCUUAUAAGGAAUGGCGCGGAUCCGAUGCUAAGAAUGGACGAUGGAGUUAAUUGUUUUAUGGAGGCAGCGAAGCAUGGAAGUUUUGAUUUGAUGAAACUGCUUGUGGAGUUCACCAAAGGAAACAUGGACCUGGAUAAGAGUCCGCCGAAGCUAGGAAUCAACAGGUGCAAGACGAACAAAAAGAAAAAGAAAUCACAGCUGAGAUUUCAGUCGUCGCAAAUUCUCGCAAUGUUGAAUGGAAAACCAAGUAGUGAACGCCCGUUUUCAAGCACCGAGGCGGAUAUGUUCUCUCAUUUGCUCAAGUGUCAACAACAAAUGGUCGAGAUUAACAUCGAUCAAUCUUCGGACAUUAUCACCGACCCAACAGACGUGGAAUUCCUCCAAAAAGCUGUUGAAGGUAUUCAAGAAGCAUACGGAUUCACUCCAGAAGGCCAAAUCAAUUUCCCUCGAAAGCCAUCUAAAGCAGACAUGGACAGUUUGUACCAAGGCCUACUCGUACCCAACAUCAAAAUGUGGGCAGAAACGAUUGCUCAUGGAUGGAUGACAAUGGAGCGGAAAGUGGGAAGACCCAUCGAAUUCAACUCGUUCAGAAUCUCUCCAGAAGUCCAGAUUGAGAACGCGUUGUCUGCGAUUCAAGCGCUAACAGCUGUGGCGAGUGGACUUGAUAAUCCAGCGUACCUAAAGUCGGUUUUCAAUAAAAUGAACAAUGGAGAAGAGAUUCCACGAGUGCCCGCGACAGUUGGAUCGAUGAAUGCGGCGAGUGCAGCUUUGACAGGAAUAGGUAUCCAUCCGGAUGAUGCACUGCGUCUGUUCGCUGGAAAUACUUUUGCUAAAAGAGCUUUUAGAAGCUCUUUUUUUUUAUUGUAUCAUUUUUCAGCCAACCCUGACGACUGCGUUCACGAGCAGUAUGUCGCCGUCCAUUACAUGCAAGAAGGUCCUUUUAGAGCCGCUCUUUUGAAGCUUGACUCAAUGUACAGAGAGCGAAAGGGAGCUGCGAUCAGUGUUCAAAACAUGGUCUCCAACUUUCCCAUCGAUGCCCACCAAUCGAAUCCUCCCCCGGCUCAGCAAACAGGACCUAAAACUACGAGUUUAACGACGCCACAACCGGACGAGUCAAAUGGAGCCACGACUAUCGAGCAUCCGACAACACCUCAAAUUGUGUUCAAAUCUGGAGGAGACAAGACGAUGGAGGCUUUGGAUCCGAUGAAGGUCUAUCCGGGUGUCCUAAAGUUGGCUGCUGACAUGGAGAGGCUGUAUCGUGCUAAUCAGACGGAUGUGUCCCGAGAGAUUGCUGUCACCACUGCCUACAUAGCAAGCACCCUGCCAGAAAAAUACAGCCAAGAGUUCAAUGUUGAAUCUGGCGAUCGCAUCCUGAAGAGACUGCUUUCGGGCAUGUCCGAGAAGCAGAGAGCUGCAGUUAUGACUCGAGUAAAAAGCACAAUCAACAGUGAAUCUGGCACCAACCUGCUGCAGCGUUCUGUCGGAACUUUGUCCGAUAAACGUCUCAAGGAGGAAUAUAUUAAACUUUUCCGAGAAACAGCCGAUACUGCUUUCUAUGACAAAUCAAAUCGAGAUAAAGGUAGUCAACAGUUGAAGGCUGCCGAACAGAAGAAAGGAAAAACAUCAGCUGCCAACGUGGGGUCUCAGGUUCGCUUAAUAUUUCUAAUCGCCCGAUCUAAACUCCUAAUUUUGCAGAUUUCCGCCGCCGGUAAACUACUGAUGGGAAAACCAGCGAACAACACGCAAGUGCAGCAACAACAAGGCCAGCAGCAGCAGGGACAACUCAGACGAACACAUUCCGAAGGUGACGGUACAGAACGAGCGAAAGCCAGAUCAAAUGUUAUCGAUAAGGCAACAGACUCCACACUGGAAACCCCACUAUCAAUUGCUUGUUCGAAUGGACAUCGCGAGGUCGUUGAGUUGUUGCUGAAAGAAGGAGCGAAUAUUGAGCAUCGAGACAAGAAAGGAUUCACACCACUAAUCAUUGCAGCGACAUAUGGACAUGCUCCUAUAGUCGAGGUCCUUCUCAAAAAUCAUGCCGCUAUUGAAGCACAAUCAGACCGAACAAAAGAUACAGCCCUCUCACUAGCAUGUACUGCUGGUCGGAAGGAUGUUGUUGAGAUGUUGCUUGCACAUGGAGCCAACAAAGAGCAUCGGAACGUUAGCGACUACACACCAUUGUCGUUAGCCUCUUCUAGUGGUUUCCUGGAUAUCGUGAACUUGCUCCUAACCGCCGGAUCCGAAAUCAACUCCAGAACAGGUAGUAAGCUCGGUAUUUCUCCACUGAUGCUGGCUGCCAUGAAUGGACACAAAGAAACGACCAAAGUUCUAUUGGAAAAAGGAAGCGAUAUCAAUGCUCAAAUUGAGACGAACAGCUACCUUUUUUAUAGAAAUACCGCCCUCACACUCGCCAGUUUCCAAGGCCGUUUUGAAGUCGUCAAAUUGCUCCUCUGUUACAACGCGAACGUCGAACACCGAGCCAAAACUGGACUCACUCCUCUUAUGGAAUGUGCGAGUGGCGGAUACGUCGAUGUCGGCAAUCUUUUGAUAGAGAAUGGUGCCGAUCCGAAUGCAUCUCCGGUUCAAUCCACAAAAGAUACAGCACUAACGAUAGCUGCAGAGAAGGGUCAUGAGAAGUUUGUUCAAAUGCUUCUGGAUAACGAUGUGAUAUAUGACAUUCGUAACAAGAAGGGUUGCUCUGCACUGUGGCUCGCCUGCAAUGGAGGUCACCUUGGAACUGCUCAAGCUCUCGUUUUCAAGGGUGCCGAUACAGAUAUGUUUGACAAUCGAAAGAUGUCUCCAAUGGUGGCUGCGUUCCGAAAAGGACACAUCGAGAUCAUCAAAUUCUUGGUGGGACACGCGAAACAGUUCCCGAAUGAGACGGAUUUGGUCCGAAUGCAAUCGACACUUGAGUGUGCGGAUCUCGUUGCUCGGUGUGGCGAGUGCAUUAUAAUCAUUCGGAAUGCGAAGAAAGCACAAGCAGAAACAGCAGAAGAAACGGCGAAUCGCUUGCUUCAGUUGAUAGACGACGAAAAGGAGAGAGAUAUCAACAAAAAGCAGAAAAUCAAAGAUAAGAAGAAACAGAAGAAAGAAGCGAAGAAGAAGUUUCAAGCUGAACAAGAGCAAUUAUCUGCACCACCUUCAAAACCCGAACCUGUCGUCGCCCCUGAGCCAGAACCGGAACCAGAAACAGAGCCCGUCGAAGAACCAGCCUUUGAACCCACUCCUCCUCCCGUCGAAGAACCUCCGAAAGAGCCACCGAAGCCGCGGAGAAAUAGGCGGAAAACGAAUCCUGAUGGUGUUCCAAAAGGAUCGAAACCCGCGGCCGAACAGGCUGUAAAACCCCCACCUCCGCCUGUUGCCGAAGAAGAACCUGAACCUGCUGAACUUCCGUACAGGCCGAUCGUUGUGAAGAUUCCCAGCCCGGCAACUGUUCAAGCCCCAAUGAUGUCUCCUGGUUCGUAUUCCGAAUCUGAAGACUGGCAGAAGGCUGGAAAAGAGGGCAAGAAAGUGAGACCGAAGAGAGAAGGCAGAGGAACGGCGCCAUCCAGUGCUGGUUCCAGCCAAGCCAAACAUCGUUCAAACACGUCGAGUAUUUCUGAACGACAGCAUUCUUGGGAAGUGGAUACGAAAGGAGUAAAAGCUUACGAGUUCACUGUUCCUGGUAAAAUCGUUUCUCGAGUCAUUGGAAAGUCUGGAUCAAACAUCAAUGCCGUUCGAGAAGCCACUCUCGCUCAGAUUGAGAUCGACAAGCUUUGUGGUUCCAAGGAAGACGAUAGACACAUCACUGUGAGAGGAAGCGCCGACGUCGUGAGCAUGGCAGUUAACAUAAUUCAUCUGCUGAUCUACGAUAAAGAUGUUCUGAUUCACGAUGCGAUUCGAACUGCUACUCAUGGAAAUGUGUCUGUUGCUUCAUCUCUUUCUUCUGAAGGAACAUCCAAGAGCGCCGUGGAUUCUACACAUUCGAUUCCCCAUUCGUUGUCGUCGGCCAGUAUCGCUCGCCAGUCGUCUCCAGUUCCAGUGCCCUCACAAUGUAACCGAUCCUCAAAAUCACAUGGAAAUCAAGCGACAAAGGACGGUGCGAACGUUUGGCAACAGAGAAUGGCGGCGAGAGGUGAGACUCCUCCAACACAGACGCAGACUAAGCAACAACCAACACCAUCACCUCAAGUCCAGCAACCUGCCCGUCAAACAGCUUCACCAGCUGUCCGCCAGUCUUUGGCUCAAUCUAGUGUGCCUCAAGCAACUGAAAAUGUCACCAAACCAACCCAAACGCCACCAGCUUCAGUUCAACAGCCAAUCGAUCGUGUCAUUGCACCGCCAGCAAGGCGUGAACCUGCUCAAGUUGUUCAACCGGUACCCCCAGUUCAUCAGCAUACUCCAGUUCCACAGCAAAGACCACAAGAAGUAGCUCAGCCACCACGGUUCCCGGAUCCGAUUUCCCGUCCAGCAGUAUCGCUCCAACAACACAUGCAACAAAUACAGCAACAGCCAACGUUUUCAAAAGCUCCUGGUACUAGAUUGAGCAAUGAAUUCUCUCGUGCUCCCGGACCCCCAGUACAACCUCAGACACCACCACAAUCGCUUCCAUCCAGAAAUGACGUUUUCGAGGAUCGUCUGCCGUUCACCGCAUUCAAGCCCACGGCUCCGGCUCCUGCUCCUGUUACGUCGAUAGCUCCAUCAACAUCGACGGCCACUUCUACGGCUUCGAAUGGCGCGACACUUGAUGAUUUCGAUAUUUCGAAACUCAGAAUGUACGAGGACAGCAGAGUGCAGAGUAUAUGGGGAACAGACAGAACGAACGGAGAGGAGGAUACAUGGGGUGGACUGUUCACCAAUUUGCUCCAGCCAAAUUCAACGGCUUCAUCAUUGAAUACUGCUACAACCAAAAACGAUACAAGCGACUGGGGAUCGAAUGAUUUCAUGUCACAGCUUCUGGCAGGCACAAGCAACCAAAAAACCUCUUCCGCUCCACAACAACCUGUAUCAUCUGUGAACUCUCAGUUAUCAGCGUUGGAAACAAAAGGAUGGAUGCCAUCUACAGCCACUCCCCCCACUGCUCGAGAUCCAGUUCAACGCCAAGUUCCUCUCUUUGCAAGAUCCCAGUCGUCCAACCCAUCGACGUUGCAACAUCAACAACAGCAACAGAGAAUAAUGCAGGAUCCUCAUCAAUCGCACCUUCAUCAGGUCAUGCAGCAGCAACAUCACUCACGGAUCCCGCAGCAGUUCCAGCAACCUCAAUUCUCGUCGCAGUCACAUCCGUCUCAAUCGUCCAUGAUGCCUAGCACCCAACAGCAAUUGCUGAGCCAGCUUCAGGCGAUGAAUUUGGGACAACAGGGCAGCAAUCCAUAUGAUAUGCUCGCUCACCAGUUGUCGAUGCAUCGUCAGGAAAAUUCCUCUUCUGUUCCCGGACCAUCUCAACCGUCAGCCAAUCCCUACUACUCGCCAUCCUACACGGAUUCCAGUGUUUUGGGACAAUUGAACAUGAACACCUUGUCGCAGAGAGGAAUAAAACAGUUCGAUGGGUUCAAUAACGACCAGUCCCAAUCUUCGGAUGGUGUGAUUGCUGCUUUGUUUAACGAGCAACAACAACAGAAAAAAAACCAACAAGCCGGAUACAUGCAGCAAGGUCAACAGUCGUUUGGAAGCACUCAACGAAUUGGAAUGAUGCAACCGGCUCCUCCUCCGUUCGUUCCUCAGCAAGCACCAGGAGCUCCGCCUGGAUUCGGAGAUCUUAACAGAAGUGCCAGCGGCUCUUCACAGAAUCGUCCGAUGUACCCAGGCUAUGGAGCACAGCAGCCACAACCGUUCAGUCAGCUGACUCAAGCCGAUUGGGAUCAACGCUUGCUGCUUCAACAACAACAACAGCAGCGUAGUUCACAGCAACAGCAGAAUCCAACGAACCAAGGGCUGCCUCAAAAAUGGAGCAACACCUGGAACAGCAGCUCUCGGAUGUAA
Messenger RNA from Caenorhabditis briggsae, 7911 nucleotides. NCBI's taxonomy places the organism in Eukaryota, Metazoa, Nematoda, Chromadorea, Rhabditida, Rhabditidae. Gene Ontology annotation, molecular function: protein binding; RNA binding. The coding region runs from base 1 to 7911 and encodes 2636 amino acids. Gene Ontology annotation, biological process: innate immune response. The transcript is spliced from 18 exons. The record is from RefSeq and is a predicted model, not a curated record. Gene Ontology annotation, cellular component: cytoplasm.